AAGUGCACCAUGCAGUAGCUCAGCCUGCCAUGGGCAUGCUUCAUCUGUGCUUUCUGCUUCCAGAAAGUUGAAUUCACUAAGUUGACUUCAUGAUUCAUCAGUGGUUUGGGACUCAGUUUGGAAAACAAGGCCUUAUAGGAUUGAAAACCACUUGGUGAAUUUUUGGAUGAAGCCAUUAAAUUAAUUGCUUGCCAUCAUGAGCAGAAGCAAGCGUGACAACAAUUUUUAUAGUGUAGAGAUUGGAGAUUCUACAUUCACAGUCCUGAAACGAUACCAGAAUUUAAAACCUAUAGGUUCAGGAGCUCAAGGAAUAGUAUGUGCAGCUUAUGAUGCUAUUCUGGAAAGAAAUGUUGCAAUCAAGAAACUGAGCCGGCCAUUUCAAAAUCAAACUCAUGCCAAGCGGGCCUAUAGAGAGCUAGUUCUUAUGAAAUGUGUUAAUCACAAAAAUAUAAUUGGCCUUUUGAAUGUUUUCACACCACAGAAAUCCCUUGAAGAAUUUCAAGAUGUUUACAUAGUCAUGGAGCUCAUGGAUGCCAAUCUCUGCCAAGUGAUUCAAAUGGAACUAGAUCAUGAAAGAAUGUCCUACCUUCUCUAUCAGAUGCUGUGUGGAAUCAAGCACCUUCACUCUGCUGGAAUUAUUCAUCGGGACUUAAAGCCCAGUAAUAUAGUAGUAAAAUCAGACUGCACUUUGAAGAUUCUUGACUUCGGACUGGCUAGGACUGCAGGAACAAGUUUUAUGAUGACGCCUUAUGUAGUGACUCGUUACUACCGAGCACCUGAAGUCAUCUUAGGCAUGGGCUACAAGGAAAACGUGGAUUUAUGGUCUGUGGGGUGCAUUAUGGGAGAAAUGGUUUGCCACAAAAUCCUCUUUCCAGGAAGGGACUAUAUUGAUCAGUGGAAUAAAGUUAUUGAACAGCUUGGAACACCAUGUCCUGAAUUCAUGAAGAAAUUGCAACCAACAGUAAGGACUUAUGUUGAAAACAGACCUAAAUAUGCUGGAUAUAGCUUUGAGAAACUCUUCCCUGAUGUGCUUUUCCCAGCUGACUCGGAACACAACAAACUUAAAGCCAGUCAGGCAAGGGAUUUGUUAUCCAAAAUGCUGGUAAUAGAUGCAUCAAAAAGAAUCUCCGUGGAUGAAGCACUACAGCACCCAUACAUCAAUGUCUGGUAUGAUCCCUCCGAAGCAGAAGCUCCACCACCAAAGAUCCCUGACAAGCAGCUAGAUGAAAGGGAACACACUAUAGAAGAGUGGAAAGAAUUGAUAUACAAGGAAGUAAUGGACUUGGAGGAGAGAACCAAGAAUGGAGUUAUCCGGGGGCAGCCUUCUCCUUUAGGUGCAGCAGUGAUCAGUGGCUCUCAACAUCCAUCAUCAUCAUCGUCUGUCAAUGAUGUGUCUUCGAUGUCCACAGAUCCGACUUUGGCCUCGGAUACUGACAGCAGUCUAGAAGCAUCAGCUGGACCUCUGGGCUGCUGUAGAUAACUACUUAGGCCUUGGGGGGUGGGAGGG
Molecule: messenger RNA, 1507 nt
Organism: Fukomys damarensis (Damara mole-rat)
Lineage: Eukaryota; Metazoa; Chordata; Mammalia; Rodentia; Bathyergidae
Gene: Mapk8
Product: mitogen-activated protein kinase 8
Exons: 13
Coding region: 197-1480 (427 amino acids)
Biological process (GO): JNK cascade; protein phosphorylation
Cellular component (GO): cytoplasm; nucleus
Molecular function (GO): JUN kinase activity; ATP binding
Source: RefSeq, a predicted model, not a curated record